Exophiala viscosa is the source of this 1033-nucleotide messenger RNA. RefSeq lists its product as uncharacterized. Bases 120 to 929 code for a protein of 269 amino acids. Gene Ontology annotation, molecular function: protein-folding chaperone binding; ATPase activator activity. The record is from RefSeq and is a predicted model, not a curated record. The transcript has a single exon. NCBI's taxonomy places the organism in Eukaryota, Fungi, Ascomycota, Eurotiomycetes, Chaetothyriales, Herpotrichiellaceae. Gene Ontology annotation, cellular component: mitochondrion. Gene Ontology annotation, biological process: protein complex oligomerization; [2Fe-2S] cluster assembly.
UUGCAUUCGAUCAUCAUACUACAAUUGUCACGCGAAUACAUUACUUAGCCGUCAAUUCUAUUGUAAAACCUUCAGAUACUUCACUGGCCUAGCACGCCAUCUGCUGCUAUACUUCCACCAUGCUACCCACGGCACCCACGCGACAAGCCCUCCGCCAUCUCCGCCGCAUUUGCUCGUCCGGCCAACUCGCCACGAGAACACACCCUCAACACUCUACAUCCCAAUCAAUACAACCUAUUCGCGGCGCAGCUGCUCGAAUACGAGUCUGUCAGCAGAGAUCAAUCUCUACAACUCGCCGUAGCCUCCAAGAAGCUCAUUCAUCUUCAUCCACGCGCUCAACUGGCGCCACUUCAAGCGCUGCCUCGAUCCCUGAUAUAACGAACUUCUACACACUCUUCCCAAAAACGCUAACCAGCGGCCCUCCUCCGUCUGGCUCAUUUCGCAUACCGCUAGGUCCACUGAAGCGUGAGUUUCUCCAACUCCAGUCGCAACAUCAUCCGGACAAAUACACGUCGCAGCCGACAGCGCAUCAAAAAUCCCUUGCGCUGUCAUCGCUGCUAAACACCGCAUACAAGACACUUUCGGAUCCUCUGCUUCGUGCACGGUAUCUUCUCCAACACAACUAUGACGUGGACAUCACGUCGGAGGACAAUAGCACGCACCGCGACUUGACGGACCAUGAGACCUUGAUGGAAGUCAUGGAGGCACAAGAAGCUAUUGAAGAGGCCCAGACACAGGAGCACAUAGAUGCAUUGAAAGAAGUCAACCACGCGAGAAUAGAACAGACAGUUAAGCUGCUAGGAGACGCCUUCGAGAAGGGUGAUGUCGAAGCUGCAAAGACCGAGUGUAUUCGACUGAACUACUGGAAUAGCUUACAACAAGGCUUGCACGAAUGGGAACCGGGGAAAGAAGUACGAUUGAUCCAUUGACGGGUUAAUGUUCUUCUAAGCAUGCGUACAGCACAAGAUACCCAUCUGCUAUAAUUUAGCUCAAAAGGAGAGCAUGUUUGACAGUCUGCACGCCACUGCCUUUU